Molecule: messenger RNA, 1893 nt
Organism: Myzus persicae (green peach aphid)
Lineage: Eukaryota; Metazoa; Arthropoda; Insecta; Hemiptera; Aphididae
Exons: 1
Coding region: 1-1893 (630 amino acids)
Source: RefSeq, a predicted model, not a curated record
AUGCCGCUACCCAACUCUAUCCGUUCUUCAUAUAGUCACGUGUUAUUGGCUGACCCGCAGUUUGACAUUCCCGGACCGAUUGAUUUCCUAUUGGGUGCCGACGUCUAUCCACAGAUAUUAGGGCCGUCAUCACGUGCACUACAUAUCCCUGGACUACCAUCUGCGUUAGAAACCACGUUAGGUUGGAUUAUUUUAGGUUCAUCAGUGGAUAAAGAUAAAUCACCGAAGGUGACCCUAAUGCUAACCUCAGAAGUGACGAUUGAUAAUCUUUUACGUACAUUUUGGGAAAUCGAAGAACCAAUACCCACGAAUAAGUUUUUUACGGGUGACCAAAAAUGCGAAGAAUUUUUCUGUCGCACUACGACUCGAGAUGCUACCGGUCGGUUUACGUUAUCGCUGCCAUUUAAACACAAUUCUUCGUUACUUGGGGUGUCACGAGACAUGGCCGUCGCACGUUUUUUAAACCUUGAGCGUAAAUUUAUCAAAGACCCGGAAGUGUAUGAACAAUACCGGGCCUUUAUGCGGGAGUAUGAAGAUCUGGGACAUAUGCAACUCGCGUCGAGACCGGGCAAGUAUCAUAUUCCACAUCAUGCAGUGAUUAAACGAAGUGACAAGACUAUUAAGUUAAGAGUAGUAUUCGACGCGUCGGCGGUAUCCUCCACUGGAAAAUCGUUGAAUGAUAUGCUACAUGUGGGCCCAAAAUUGCAGAACGAUAUUUCAGAUUUAUUACAUCGAUGUCGACUUCAUAAGUAUAUGUUUACGGCCGAUAUCUGUAAGAUGUAUCGGCAAAUCAAGAUACAUCCUGAUGACUGCCAAUACCAACAUAUCGUUUGGCGUAAUGCUGUGUCCGAUCCCCUGCAAGAUUAUGAAUUAACUACAGUGACCUACGGUGUCACAUCGUCACCUUUCCAAGCCAUUCGAGUGUUACAUUCAUUGGAAGAGACAGAUGGUCACCGAUAUCCGUGUGCGUCAAACAUCUUGUCUACACAAACGUAUGUUGACGAUAUAUUGACCGGUCAUCGCACUGUUGACGGCAUUGUUAAAUGCCAAGAGCAUAUAACUCAGUUGUUAGCGAGCGCAGGAUUUGAAUUAAAAAAAUGGUCUUCGAAUUGUGAUGAACUACUUCGCCAUAUUCCGGAAGAAAAUCGAUCCAUUCAUACAUCAUUCGACCCCAAAGAUAAUACGUCGGUAAAAAUUUUAGGGUUACAUUGGACGCUGACUACCGACACAUUUAGUUACCACACGUCGCCAAUACCCACAAUUUAUACAAAACGGUCGAUAUUAUCUACGAUUGCUAAACUCUACGACCCAAUCGGGGCACUGGGUCCGAUAAUAUUUUGGGCGAAAUGUUAUAUGCAAUCGUUGUGGCAACUUAAGCUACAAUGGGAUGACCCGCUCCCGGAAUCAUUGUGCGAUAUAUGGAAACAAUACUCAUCGGAAUUAUCAUGUGUCAACAAGAUACGACUACCUCGAUUUAUUGCAUGCCCAGAUGACAGUAAUGUUCAAUUAAUUGGAUUUUCAGAUGCUUCGGAAAAGGGGUACGCAGCUGUCAUAUAUUUGCGAAUAUGUCACGCUGAUGGAAAUAUUACGAUUCAUUUUAUUACCUCAAAGUCCAAGGUGGCGCCGUUGAAGUCUGCGAGUAAGGAUACUUCAUUAACUAUUCCACGCUUAGAGUUGUGUGGAGCGCUGUUAUUGGCACAAGUUUUAAACCGACUGAUAAUAACGUUUGAAAAUAUUGUACCUGCCAGCCACAUAUAUGCAUGGACGGAUUCACAAGUGGUUCUAUCAUGGUUAACAUCGUCGCAACAACAAUUCAGAACAUUUGUAACAAAUAGGCUCGCAAAGAUUGUGGAACUGUUACCAAUGUGCAAUUGGCGCUAUGUUGCAUCAUAA